Paramormyrops kingsleyae is the source of this 2773-nucleotide messenger RNA. It is a transcript of the gene exoc1l, whose product is annotated as exocyst complex component 1 like. Lineage: Eukaryota; Metazoa; Chordata; Actinopteri; Osteoglossiformes; Mormyridae. The record is from RefSeq and is a predicted model, not a curated record.
UCGGUGGGCGUUAUGCUUUAUUUCCCGACAUGAGAAACACGAGGUGUGGCGUGUGAGCUGGUCGAAAUGCGUGUGUCUCAUAGUCACUGCGUGAGACUUGAGAGCCCUGCUAUCAUCUGUAAAGUGUAAUAUCAUUGCGACUAUUGGUUUUACACAAAUGAUCUCAUUAGAUAUGAAACCUGCAGGGAGAUCUACAAUUUUAAUGAUAAUCAAUGUCAGUUUUCAAGUUACUUCUAAUGGAGCUGUCCUUAAUGGAAAUAACCACAAAUCAAUAUUAAGCUUUCAGUUAUUAUAACCGCAUCUGACUGCUACUUUAAUCAAAUCAGUUUAGGAAAAAUCCUGUUAAAUUGCUCCAGCUGCCCUGUUCCCUUGGGACACGGGAUACUUACCAGAAUUUAUGUCGGAAAUAACAGAGCAGCCCCGCAGCUUAAAGCCACUCUACGUCAUUCGCACUACGACCACCUGUAAUCUCAUUCACCGAGGAAUGUGCGGCAUCGCCGAAGAUCCGCACUCCGUACGGGUGACGCUACCUUGCUUGCGUUCGCGGAGUGAUCGGUGGUCAAUGUCGUCAUUAAUAAAAGAGGAGAUGCAAAGACUGUUAUUCCGACCAAAAGGACAACAUCUGAAGGAACUGAUAGAAAUAGUGGAAUCAGAAGAGAGGAGACAUUUUCUUUGUGUGUCAGUGGCUAAGCGCGAUACGGUGAGGAUAACUGUGAUCAAAUGCGUAAGAUCAGGUACGGAGGAGAAAUAUGAGCGGCUGGAUGAAUGGUUUCUUAAGGACCUUGUUUUACUCGAUGGGAAAGAUUCCGAAACGGACGAACCGCAGUUUUUAAUGCACUUCGACGCGGUUCGCUCGUUCACAGCCGUGAGCUGCGCGUCCAAGUACACGCUGGCUCGUGCGCUCGUGAGCCUCAGCUCCAAGCACCACAAGAGGAGCCUGCAGCUUGCCAACUUCGACAGGACGUACGUCCAGCCCACGUCCAUGUACUCCAACCGCGGCGACUGCAUGGUGCUCAUGCAGAUUUGCGUCUACGCUUUCAAUCUGUUGUGCUUGUCGUUGUGCCCCGUGCCAUGAUGCAUGGAGCCACUGACCUGUGACAGUUUGAUAUGAUAUGUCCCCAAGCACUAUAGUUACUGCAUAAAGCCUUAUGUGGAUAAAAAGCUUCAAUUCACAGUACACAACGAAUGUAAACACUUUUGCAUCAAACACCUUCAGUUAUGCUGUGCACAAGAUGUGAAAUACUACAAUAUCCUGGAUAAAAACUCUGGUAUUUACAAGCUGAAAUUGGUCUUUAUUUCUAGAACAUUCGCUCACUACAUUUCAGUUAAAACUGAUAUUUCUACAGGUCAUAUAAUUGCUAAACAUACUAAUAUGUAAAAUUUAUUGUAACAAAUUAAAUUAAAUACAAUUAUGCCAGUCACUGUAAUAGGAAAAUAUUGACUUUUGAGUCGCGGGUUGUGUAUGUUUUCUCACAGUGUCCAGCAUGGGGCUGAAACACCUUGACUAAGAGUUAUUUAAUCUACUCGCUCUGAGGUGUGAGGCAGAGAAUCACCCUUCCUGCUGUUAACAAAACCCAGCUGAGUAUCAGCCUGGUCCUCGAGUUUGUAGGUGGCAUUUUGUACGGUACCAUAAAUACCACGGCGGGUGUCGGAGGGGCUUGGAUUUCCUGGCAGAUUCUGGGGGCCUGGAAUAUGGAGUACGUAAAGUUAUAUAUAAAAUUGGCUGGGGAUGGGGGCAAGAAUUUCCAGGGAGGUCCCCGAAUACCACAUAUUGCUGUCAUGUUUUGCUUAACAGAAAUGUAGAAGGAAAAUGAUUCAGAAGCACAGCGGCUUUCUCUGAAUUAACAUGACUAUCUUUUGUGUCUCCCAAACAGGGCACUUAUGUACUAAGGUACUGUAGUAAUGUACAAUGGACAUAUGUAAACUGGCGACCCUCAGAAUGUGCGAUUCUGUCUGUGUGAUACAUGCUCUCUAUGUGCAUCACUCAGGAGAAAAGUGUCUCUGCCAAUCAGAGUGUUUCCUGAGUCAAGUAAAUACAUUAUCUAUAAGACUGAAAGAUUGUUAUUCAUUGGAAUAUUAUUCAGUUGCGUUUUUUAUUGUGACUUAAUUCUGCACAUGUUGAAUUAAAUAAAAAUCUGGUAUUGGGGUCAUAUAAUUUGCAUGCUUAUCAGUAUUUAGGCUGGAAUAUUUCAGCUAAUCUAUUUUACUAAAUCACAUGAUAAAUCAGGAAUGUAAGUGUGAUGAAAUGUUGAAUGUUGAAUGUGACGAAAUGUAAAUUGUUGUCCACAAAAGCACAAUGACAGCUGUAAUGCUCACAGGGAUGUGCUUUUCUGAUGUUCCAGAGCGACACGUUGCCAUGCUGGGUUAUAACUGCAUUCAUGGGCAGCAAGUUAUCAUUAAACGACACCAAUGAAAGAUGUUUUGCAUAUUUUUUUGAGGUCAUGAACACCAUGUUCAUAUUUAUUAUUAAGAGCCAUGUAAUUAGCUUUAUUUGUAUUUAAUAAGUGACCCGUCCAUCUAUUUUCCAUAACCACCUAACCAGAGUAUCUGUAGGAAACUCAGAUAAACACAGGAUGUUUUAGACCUAAACAAACCAUAAAGAAGCAAGAUGUUUUUCUGUGUACUGUGAACUGACCUUUUGGAACUGAUUCCACUGUGAUCUGUGUAAAACCCAGCAUACCCGGGGCUAAAUAAAGUUUUAAAUUGCAAGUUUGCAUUGAGGUGACCAUUGUAUUUUCCUACAAUAAAUUUGGUACUUAAAGGGCCAUUUUGA